CACCCAUCUCCCCAGGCACGCCCGACUGCCACACUCACAAAACUCCGCUCCGUCUCCCUUUCCGGCCCCGCCUUCGCCACUCAGUUCUCACUCUCUUCAUCUGGUCACUAACCACCCCCCUUCCUCCAUCACACUCUUGCCCACAAUGUUCCGCACCGCCCUCCGUGUCACUGCUUCUUCCUCAUCUCGUGCGGCCCUCCGCCCCGUCGUCGCCGCCCGCCCCGUCCUCCGGCCAGCCGUUGUCGCCACCCGGAGUUACCAUGCCAAGGUCAUCGACCACUACGAGAACCCUCGCAAUGUCGGCAAGAUGAACAAGGACGACAUUGACGUGGGCACCGGCCUGGUUGGCGCCCCGGCAUGCGGAGAUGUAAUGAAGCUUCAAAUCCGCGUCGGCGAGGACGGAAUCAUCGAAGACGUCAAGUUCAAGACCUUCGGCUGCGGUUCCGCUAUUGCGUCCUCCUCUUACAUGACCGAGCGUGUCAAGGGCCUGUCGCUUGAGGAGGCCGGCAAGGUCAAGAACACUGAGAUCGCCAAGGAGCUCUGCCUCCCGCCAGUGAAGCUGCACUGCUCCCUGCUGGCUGAAGACGCAAUCAAGUCGGCGAUCAAGGACUACCAGAGCAAGCGCGCUAAUCAGCUCGCUGCCGCGCAGGCCACUUCCGCUCCGAUCCAGCAGGCCGCCCAUGCCUGAUCAAAACGCCUCGUUCAAAUGUAGCAAAAGUUAGCCCAGUUUUUAGCAUCUGGAGGUUGUGACAGGUCCAUGCAGUAGCGUCAUGAGUGCGUCAAAGCUCAGCAGCGGAUACAAAGCGAGCUAGGCUGCAAAGGAAAGGAGAUAGCGAGAGUACCUGAGCGGGCCGGUGCGGGGCAUGAGUUACUGUCAGUGAC
Molecule: messenger RNA, 882 nt
Organism: Cutaneotrichosporon oleaginosum
Lineage: Eukaryota; Fungi; Basidiomycota; Tremellomycetes; Trichosporonales; Trichosporonaceae
Biological process (GO): iron-sulfur cluster assembly; intracellular iron ion homeostasis
Cellular component (GO): cytoplasm; mitochondrial matrix
Molecular function (GO): ferrous iron binding; 2 iron, 2 sulfur cluster binding
Source: RefSeq, a predicted model, not a curated record